Molecule: messenger RNA, 996 nt
Organism: Diceros bicornis minor
Lineage: Eukaryota; Metazoa; Chordata; Mammalia; Perissodactyla; Rhinocerotidae
Product: basic proline-rich protein-like
Exons: 1
Coding region: 1-996 (331 amino acids)
Source: RefSeq, a predicted model, not a curated record
AUGCCCCCAAGGUCACUAUGCAAGUUCCCUGGAGCGCCAGGUCAAGCCACCUCCAUCCCCCCAGGGGGCUUAUCGUGCCUCCACCUCCGCCGAGGCCGUGGCAGUGACAGCCCCUCCUGGAUGGGUGUGUCUCCGGGGGCGGCCACGGCCCAACCCCCGCCCCUCGGGCCUAGACGGCGUCGGGCACCUCCCGCGGAUCGCGCGUGUCCUCCCAGUCCGCCUACUCCGCGCUGCCGGCCCGGACCGGCCCUGGGGAUCAGAACCCGCCCCCCUCGCGCAGCCCGGGGCGGGGGUCGCGGGGCCGUGUCGGGCGUUGGCGCGGCCACCGAAGGCCCGGCCAGCGCGCGCUCCGGCCCCGCCAGCCUAGACCCAGGCUCCGCCGGCCCCGCCGCCUCCCCGCGGCCUCCCGCGCCGGCGUCGAGGGGCGGCCCGCCCCAGCCCCGCGCCCGCGCCCACGCCGGCACCUGCCGCCCGCCCGCCGCGCGCCCGCUCCGCCACCACUCACCGGGCGCCGGGGCGGCCGAGCCGCCACCGACACCGGGCUGGGCCUGCGCGCCCCGCGCUACACAAAGUGACGGCCCCGGAGCUGCGCGGCGGCGGCGCGUGGGCACCGGAAGUGCCGCCGCCGGCCCCGCCCCGCCCGCGCCCACGGGGGGGCACUUCCGGUCACGCGGGGUCGAGCGCGGCUCCCGCAGGGGGCGUGCGUGCGGGGGCGUCCUCGGCUAUGGUCCCGGGCCCACCCUUGGGGACCCUGGCCCCCCAUGCCCCGACCGGAGACCCCGGCCCCACCCAUGGGGGCCCCGGCGCCCUCCGCCCCUUGAGACGCCUGCGAGGUCCCGCGGCCCUGACCGCACCCCCUCCCCAAACCCAGCUCGGCUUCCUCAUUCAACCAUGAUUCAGGGAGCGGCUUGUGAGUGCCAGACCCGUGCUAGGCCCACCCCGGCCUCGGGACCCUCCCCAGGCUCCACGACGAUGGAGGGAGGCGAUGAUCCCUAG